UUUUUGAAGUCAAUAGAUUCGGGAUUUGAGGUUUGAGGUUAUGUGAAUAUUUAUUUUGAUAAUCUUCCAGGAUUAAAAAUGAACAAUUUAUUAUAAAAAAUGUGUAGCAAUGACCCAAAUCACCAUCAAAUUUAAACAUAUUGCAAUAGCUGGCGUAUCAUUAUCGGUUUUUCUUAUUGUUUUAUUCCUCCAAACUCUGAAUAAUUCCGGUAGAAAUGAUGGUGACCAAGCCGAGACGAGUCACUGGAAAUUUCCUGAAGAUUUGGACCACGCCGACUAUUUGCUGAAUGAGGCAUAUAAGAAAAUAGCCGCGCUGGAAGAGAAAAUUAUCUCACUUGAAGGAAGGGUGCCUAAGACCUAUCCUGAUGUGAAUUUUUUGAAUUAUUUGAAACGCAAGCGUAUUCUAAUUACAGGUGGGGCUGGAUUUGUGGGGUCUCACCUGGUCGAUCGGCUCAUGAGUGAGGGGCAUGAAGUGAUAGUAGUCGAUAACUUUUUCACCGGUCGAAAAAGAAACGUGGAGCAUUGGAUAGGCCAUGAAAACUUCGAGCUAAUUCAUCACGACAUAGUGAAUCCGCUGUUCAUUGAAGUUGACGAAAUUUACCACUUAGCCAGCCCGGCUAGUCCUCCACACUAUAUGCAUAAUCCCGUGAAAACCAUUAAGACGAAUACUUUAGGAACCAUCAACAUAUUAGGUUUAGCGAGGAGGUUGAAAGCAAAAAUUUUGAUUGCAAGCACGUCUGAGGUGUACGGGGAUCCUAACAUCCAUCCUCAACCUGAAACGUAUUGGGGUAAUGUCAAUCCCAUCGGACCAAGAGCCUGUUAUGAUGAAGGCAAGAGAGUAUCGGAAACUCUUACCUAUGCCUACGCCAAGCAGGAAAAUAUGGAAGUUAGAGUAGCUAGAAUUUUCAAUACUUAUGGACCAAGAAUGCACAUGAAUGAUGGACGUGUGGUAUCUAAUUUUAUACUGCAAGCAUUGCAAAAUGAUGUGAUAACUGUAUAUGGUUCUGGUGUUCAAACUAGAUCGUUUCAAUAUGUUUCCGACUUGGUGGAAGGCAUGGUCGCGUUAAUGAGUUCGAAUUAUUCACAACCGGUCAAUUUAGGCAAUCCGGUGGAGCAUACCAUUAAUGAGUUUGCGUCCAUAAUUAAAAACUUGGUGGGCGGCCACAGCAAAGUGGUGCACGUAAGUGAAGUAGAGGAUGACCCACAAAGAAGACGACCGGACAUUAGCAGAGCUAAACAAUACCUUAGUUGGGAGCCUAAAGUAGAUUUGAACACCGGCUUACAUAAGACUGUCGAAUAUUUCAGAAACGAGCUGAAAAGAUUCAAGUACUCGCAUAGGAACAAAUUUAAGUUUAGCAAGCCGAGUUAGGAGGAGCGUGUACAAUAUGUAGAUAAAAUGAAAAUGUUAUUUUAUUUAUAUCAAUUUCUAUCGGGAAAAUGUAUGUUCCUAACCAAGCCUGUAUGGUAUGUGAUAGCAUACCUUUCAGUUUCAAUUCUCGUGUUCUCAAGUACAAUUAUUGUUACGUAAAAAGCUAUUGUUAAAGUUGUGUUGCAGCCCAAAAGUAUUUAAUUGUCCGGGUGUUAAACAGGGCGUGUUUAGGUGGAGAAGUCGGAGUUUGAAAUAAAAACUAUUGUGCGCAGCAUCAACUUGGGCGUUUGUGAUUGAACCAGAGAAUUUUUAAUAAUUUCUUUUUGUGCAAUAUAUUGUCUAAUAUUCUUAUUAGAUAUCAAUAAAUGCUCUUGUUGACUUAGGUAGCACUCUACACAACACCAUUUUAUACUGCAACUAUGAACGUGUAUAGUAUGAAAAUUAAACAAAUAAUUGUUUUGUUUAUAA
Dendroctonus ponderosae (mountain pine beetle) is the source of this 1837-nucleotide messenger RNA. RefSeq names its product UDP-glucuronic acid decarboxylase 1. Lineage: Eukaryota; Metazoa; Arthropoda; Insecta; Coleoptera; Curculionidae. Bases 110 to 1369 code for a protein of 419 amino acids. The transcript has 8 exons. Gene Ontology annotation, cellular component: cytoplasm. The record is from RefSeq and is a predicted model, not a curated record. Gene Ontology annotation, biological process: D-xylose metabolic process. Gene Ontology annotation, molecular function: NAD+ binding; UDP-glucuronate decarboxylase activity.